CAUUUAGUGCCAUCACUUCAUAUUGCAUGGUAGGAGCCUCCUUUUUUCAUAAAAAAAAAUAAUAAUCAUGUUGUCCCAUACUCUAUUCUUAUUGAUCUAACAUACCCUUUAAUGCAUUUUUGUUAAUGUAUUGUACCAAGUGUUUGUAUUUUUUUUGAUAAUAUAGAAAUCUCCUAGAGUCGAUCGCGCUUUAUAUACUUCACUUAAAUAUCAGACUUUUACUUGUAUCGUGUUUCAGUCUUCGAAUUUUACAAGACUCCACCUAAUUUUGAAAAAAGAAGUUUCCUUACCUAAGAUUUGUGACUAAUUUAUCACACAUACAUCUUACAACACUCCCCCCAACACACACACACACUAUCUAUAUAUACACAAAACUAGAACUACUAAAAGUAUAGGAGACUUUUAGGGAUUAUAAGAAAUGGGAAGUUUUCAAACCAAGGACAAAAGCCAACCAAAAGACAAAGUGGUUGAAGUGUUGAAAUACAAUGUAAGGUUUCUUCAAGGUGAGGUGAAUGAAAUUAUGUGUAUGAGGGAAUAUGAGAGUCAAGUCAAUGCACAAGAGAUGAUCAUAUUUGCAUUGAAAGAAGCAGAAUGGAAGAAGGAAAAGAAGAAGCUAAAAGAGGAAGUGAAGAAGUUGAAGAAAAACUUGGAAGAAAAAGAUGAAGAAGACAAGUGUAAAGCUAUAGAGAAUUUGUGUGUAAAAGAAGAUAAAGAGUGGCAUGAAUUAGCAACAAGUUAUUUGUUGGAGCAAAUUAGGAAUGAAGAAGCUAGAAGAGAUGAAGCAAUAGAGAAGUGGAAACAACUUUAUUUUGCUAUCAAGAUUGAGCUUGAUGAACUUAUUCAUAGGACAAAUCAAGGAAGAGGACUAUGUUGGAAAAUAGAACAAAUGGAAUUAUUAGAGGAGAUGCAUAAAGAGUUGAAAGAAAAAGAGGAAAAAAUUGCACUUCUAAAAGAGGAAAUAGCUUCAAAGGAACAACAAGAGCUCAAGAGGGAAAGGGAAGUUGACAUUUUAAGGCAAAGUUUGAAAAUCAUGAGCUAUAAUAUGAAAGCAACAAAUUUUUCUAAGAAUCUUUCAAAAAGCUUGCAUAUGUAAAAGGUAGUAUUAGUUUUUUUUUUUUUAAUUCAACAUUAAGUGAAACUAGAACUCCUUAUCGAGAUAUUCACUAUACUCAUAGUUUAAAUCUCGAAACCUCUGAUUAAUGAUCGAACGAUUUUAUCUGUCAAAGAUCUAGGUAGUAAUGAUACUAUUGGUUAGUAAAAUAUAGAAGAAGUGGUGGUUCUCUAGAUUGUAUGUUUCUUUCAUGCCAUUUCUUUAUUGUUUGUGAAGUGUAUUUUUUUUUCCUUCUAUUUUUAGUUCAAGACAAUUAUUUUAGAACAAUUACUUGUUCUCAUUAUUCUAUCAUUUAAAAUUUUGUAACAAUUAACAUAAAUGACCAAAGAAAUGUACAAUUGACAUAGAUAAAAAUCAGUACAUAUAUACAAUAAAUGUAGCCAAUUUUUUGGUGUUAUUGUUAUUUACAACCUUUGGAAAUUAAAA
Messenger RNA from Solanum lycopersicum (tomato), 1537 nucleotides. RefSeq lists its product as uncharacterized. The record is from RefSeq and is a predicted model, not a curated record. Lineage: Eukaryota; Viridiplantae; Streptophyta; Magnoliopsida; Solanales; Solanaceae.